This is a messenger RNA of Jatropha curcas, 1689 nucleotides long. RefSeq names its product Protein phosphatase 2C family protein. NCBI's taxonomy places the organism in Eukaryota, Viridiplantae, Streptophyta, Magnoliopsida, Malpighiales, Euphorbiaceae. The record is from RefSeq and is a predicted model, not a curated record. Gene Ontology annotation, molecular function: protein serine/threonine phosphatase activity; cation binding. Gene Ontology annotation, biological process: protein dephosphorylation.
CCCACCUGCCACAAAAUUUGAUCGCUUCAACUGAAAAAAUAAAAAUAAAAAUCAAAGCCGAGGGGAAGUGCGAGAAAAUUCAGAAAGAAAACGCGAGAAAAAGGAAGAGAACCCAACCAAACAAAACAAAAUAUCUGAAGUAGUGUAGAGUUUCGGGCUUUGAAUCUAAUCGGAGAAAGUUUUUCUAUAGUAAAUGAAAUAUGGUGGCUGAAGCAGAGGUUGUGUGUCAACGGAGCGUCCAUGUAGAUGUUCAAUUCUUUGCUAAUGAAAGCAGUGUUCAUGAGAUAGAAGAUGUUGUUACCGUCUCGCCGAAAAGGUUAAAUCAAGUACGAGUUUCGGAGUUGGUGCCUGCCGAUUUAUCUACCUCUCAAGUUGUGGAUGUGUCUCUUGAGCCUCCAACCUUGCAAUUUGUUCCCAGCAUUCGUUCUGGCAGCUUUGCCGACAUUGGGCCUAGGAGAUAUAUGGAAGACGAGCACAUAAGGAUAGAUGAUCUGCCUGCACAUCUGGGCUCCCUUUUCAAGUUUCCCAAGCCAAGUGCUUUCUAUGGGGUUUUUGAUGGUCAUGGAGGACCCGAAGCGGCAGCUUAUAUAAGGAAUAAUGCAACCAGACUCUUCUUUGAAGAUGUUAAUUUUCCCCAAACAUAUGAAGUUGAUAAUAUAUUCUUGGCAGAGGUUGAGAACUCCCUUCGCAAAGCAUUUGUUCUAGCUGACCUAGCUUUGGGAGAUGACCACAGCGUGAGUAGUUCUUCUGGGACUACUGCUCUUACUGCUUUUAUAUUUGGAAGGCUAUUAUUGGUGGCCAAUGCUGGUGACUGCAGAGCAGUUCUCUGCCGCAAAGGAGAGGCAAUAGAUAUGUCUCAAGACCAUAGGCCUGUUUAUCCAUCCGAACGAAAGCGUGUUGAAGAAUUGGGUGGUUACAUUGAUGAUGGAUAUCUCAAUGGUGUUUUAUCAGUUUCGCGAGCUCUUGGGGACUGGGACAUGAAAAACCCUCGCGGUGCCCCUUCGCCACUCAUUGCAGAACCAGAGUUCCGGCAGGUGGUUCUAACAGAGGAUGAUGAAUUUCUUAUAAUUGGUUGUGAUGGGAUUUGGGAUGUUAUGUCAAGUCAGCAUGCUGUCAGCCUUGUCCGUCGUGGGCUGCGUCGGCAUGAUGACCCAGAACAAUGUGCUCGAGACCUUGUAAUGGAGGCCUUGCGUCGCAACACAUUUGACAAUCUCACUGUGAUUAUUGUUUGUUUCUCCUCCCUUGAUCAAGGGGAACCAUCACCUUCUAGGCAACGGAGACAGAGGUGUUGUAGCCUCUCUGCAGAGGCCUUGUGUAGCUUGAGGAACUUGCUGGAUGGCAAUUCCAACCGUUGAAUGUAUAUAUAGCAUGAUUUAAAAAUAAAUUCUCUUUUUGAGGGGAAUAAACUGUUUCAGGCUGCUUCAGUUUGAACUUAGAAAAAGCAGCUUGCAUUUUUGUUAGGUGCUGAUUUUUCAAACGGCACGUGGUCAGUUGGACAGAUGUACAUAAGAGGCUGGCGGGUGGUGGUGUUGGUACUGAGAUUUACAUGUAUUAUAAUGUGUUUAUUGGGAUUUGAUUGCUCUAACAGUGAGCCCAUUGUGGUUGCCCCAUUUGAUGUAUUUCACUUUCAAUUGUGUACUGCGCCUAUAUAUACAUUUUGAAUAAGUUAUCUUCAUUUUUAUUUCCAUA